AUGAUUUUUACCGUCGCUAUCGUCGCUGGUCUUGCGGCUUUCCAUGUUGCCAAUGCGAUGCCAUUCACCAUACCUUACCUGGACAAAACUGGCCGUAUUGAGGUUCAAGGUCACCGCGGUGGCCUCGGUAUGAGGAGUGAGGAAUCGCUUUGGGUAGAGUGGACUACAAAUGCAAUGGACGAUCAGGAUGACUGA
Aureobasidium vineae is the source of this 195-nucleotide messenger RNA. NCBI's taxonomy places the organism in Eukaryota, Fungi, Ascomycota, Dothideomycetes, Dothideales, Saccotheciaceae. The record is from the annotation of a GenBank genome assembly.